AUGUACCAGUUACUGAUCUUGGCACCAGGGUUUGCGUUUACUGCUGGUUCUGUUCUCAUAGUGGAACCGGGACACAAUUAUGUAAACGGAAGUUUCAUUGGGGUCGGUGGUGGUGGUUCAGGCCUUCAAGGCGAGAUCUUCGUAAACUCAGCUGGAUCCAUUGUUUCCGCAGCUUUCAAGUCCUUUGGCAGCGGAUAUGCACAAAACCCAGAGGAAAUUGUCAUCUCUUUCUCUGGAACUAAGAUAUCACAAACUGGAGCUUUGACCAGAUUGCAAAUAGUUGCUCCUGGAUACGAUUAUAUUUCCGGAGAAUUGAUUGAUUCUGGUUCAAUUUCACAGAUAGUCAUCGUGUCGGGGGGUCAAAACUAUUUGAAUGGCACACUCGUUGCAGUUGGUGGAGAGGGAAGUGGAUUUGCUGGUUCGUUUUCUGUGAAUAAUCAGGGUCAAAUAAACAGUAUUUUGAUUCGCAAUCACGGAACUGGAUACAAAACACCGCCCGUCAUCUACUUUGGAUACCUCAACAGCACACAGAUACAGGACGGUACUGUGACUGGCAUCAAGAUUGUUGAAGGAGGACAAAAUUAUAUCGAUGGAGAAUUUCUGGGAUUAGUGUCCAAUAGUCUAGAAAUAAGUGGAGUCUUCUACACGACAAGCGGCAAAAUAGAAAGUGACACGGUGAUUGAAUUGUUGCUCUACUUGAAGUUUGAGUCAGGAAGCAUAACUUCGGUUGCAUUCUCAGCCAUCAGCACAGAAGGUUGUUCAGACAACCACACGAUCACUGCGUCUGGUGGGGGAGGCACCGGGUUUCUGGCAAUAUCCAGAGCUGGGCGCACCAGCUUCAGUUCCUUCAAGAUUGGACGAUUGCAUAGUGCCACGACUUGCAAGGUAAGAGGUGUUGGAACGGCUACCAUUCCUCAUGGAGCUCAGAUCUCGGCAAAGCAUGGGUAUGGUGGAAAAUUGGAGGUUCAAUUGGGAAAUUAUUUCAAAUCGAAUGUCCCAGUUACUGGCACUGUCUCGAUGUCUGUGACUGAAUUUCAGUUGGAGUUGCGUCUGGCAGUGCAAGUCAACUCUAUAGUUUUGAUCGUUCAAGCAAUGUCUGGAUGGUGA
This is a messenger RNA of Guillardia theta CCMP2712, 1107 nucleotides long. RefSeq lists its product as hypothetical. Lineage: Eukaryota; Cryptophyceae; Pyrenomonadales; Geminigeraceae. The record is from RefSeq and is a predicted model, not a curated record. The transcript is spliced from 14 exons. Bases 1 to 1107 code for a protein of 368 amino acids.